AUGAAGGACAAUGGCCAGUCACACUGGUCAACCCUUAGAGAUCUACUGAUGGGUCGUUUUGAGUAUCCUUGUAAUAAAACAAACAAUAUAACAAAAGCAAAUAAAAAAGACAAUGCAUUUCUUUCAGGAGAUAACAGUGGAUGGGCAAAUAUCCUAGAGAAAGUCCCUAGAAAAGCAAAGGAGUUGGAUGAACCACAAGAAUGCUGUCUCUCCCAGUUUCCAGCGGUUUGUGAGUGUAAAGACACUGAGCUGGAGUGCGUAGACGCUAAUUUAGAAGCAGUACCUUCCAUCUCGGACAAUGUCACAUUGCUGUCUUUAAAGAGAAACAAAAUUCAUGAGCUUCAAGACAAAGUUUUCAGCAGGUUCAAAUAUUUAUCCAAGUUGUUUCUUCAACACAACUGCUUGAGGAAUAUAUCUCAGCAAGCAUUUUUUGGACUGUAUCAGCUUCAAAGACUAUAUCUAAGCAACAACUGUAUAUGCAGCCUACCAGCAGGAGUAUUCCGUCACUUACAUGAGUUAGAAUGGUUAAUCCUUGAUGAAAAUCCGAUAAUGAAAAUUUCACAGGAGCUUUUCACAGGAUUACAGUCUUUGUUCUUCUUAUCAAUGAUAAACAACUCACUGGAAGCUCUUCCACAAAGUAUAUGUGCCAAGAUGCCUGUAAUCAAUUGGAUGGAUUUUGAGGGUAAUCAGAUAAGAACAUUGAAUAGUUCCAUAUUCAUGACAUGUGAUGAACUUACAGUGCUGUUUUUACGUGGAAACCUGAUCAAUUUGGUUGAAGAAAAUACAUUUACAUCUUUAAGGAGCUUAGCUGAAAUAGAUUUGUCAAAUAAUUUCAUCGUUGAAUUACCACGUUCCAGCUUUAAAGAACUGAAACAUUUACAAAAACUAAAUCUUGGUUGCAAUCCACUUUCACUCCACGUUAAUCAGUUUGACAACUUGCAACAUCUCCAGUCAUUAGACCUGGAAAAAGUUGAAAUUCCCAAUAUAAGCACAAGAAUGUUUCAGCCAAUGAAGAAUCUCUCUCACAUAUAUUUUAAAAAGUUUAGAUACUGUUCCUACGCACCCCAUGUACGUGUGUGCACGCCAUUAACAGAUGGGAUAUCUUCGUUUGAAAAUCUUUUGGCGAAUAAUGUACUUCGAGUUUUUGUGUGGGUCAUAGCUUGUAUCACUUGCUUUGGAAACAUCUUUGUCAUCGGAAUGAGGUCUUUUUUUCAGUCAGAGAAUAAGACGCACACCAUAUCAAUAAAGAUUCUGUGCUGUGCAGAUUGUCUAAUGGGAGUUUAUCUUUUCUUUAUUGGAGUGUUUGAUGUGAAAUACCGGGGACAGUACAAAAAAUAUGCUCUGUUAUGGAUGGAGAGUCUGCAAUGCAAGAGUCUAGGAUUUCUCGCCAUGCUUUCUACUGAAGUAUCUGUUCUACUAUUGACUUAUUUGACUCUUGAAAAAUAUCUAGCCAUUGUUUUUCCAUUCAAAAAUAUUCGACCUGGAAAACGGCAGACAUUAAUAAUCCUCAUAUUAAUAUGGGUGAUUGGAUUUAUCAUAGCUAUCAUUCCAUUUUGGAAUGAAGAACUCUUUGGGAACUAUUAUGGAAAAAAUGGAGUUUGUUUUCCACUAUAUCCAGAUCAAACAGAGGAAAUUGGUGGUAAAGGUUAUUCUCUUGGUAUUUUUCUAGGCUUGAACCUUGUAGCCUUUGUCAUUAUAGUGUUUUCGUACGUCAGCAUGUUUUGUUCAAUACGAAAAACUGCGCUUCAAAGAUCCGAUGUCAGAACUCAUCUCCACCGGGAUGUCGCCGUGGCCAAUAGGUUUUUCUUCAUUGUUUUUUCUGAUGCUGUGUGCUGGAUUCCUGUUUUUCUUCUAAAAAUUCUCUCCCUCUUUCGUGUUGAAAUCCCAGGCACCGUUACCUCCUGGAUUGUUAUAUUUAUUCUACCCAUAAACAGUGCCUUAAACCCAAUUCUUUACACCUUAACCACAAGUUUCUUUAAAGAAAAGCUUAAACAACUAUUACACAGGCAGCGUAGACGGUCUAUAUUCAGGAAUGAUGGGAAAAGUUUAUCUUCUUCAAUAGUAUGGACAGAAGAUCCACUUCAGCACUCCUUGAAACUUGGAUUUUUUCAUAAAAAAUCUGUUGGCGAAAUUACCAUCAGAUCAACAUGAUUGAUAGAAAGAGACAGUUGAUGGGAACUAAGCCUAAAACGUGAUGCACUUGGCUGUGUCUCAUACUGGGGCAGCUAUUUUUCAUAAAUGUUUUGGACAAACAUUUGUGAUACCCUAUGCAUAUCUCCUUGAGAUGACAAGGGGAGAUUAUAGUGCGAUGUAUGCUAUGUCACAGAUGCAUAUACAUAAUCAUCACCUUUAGGGUAAAAGGCAUUAAUGUUAACAAUUUCAUUAGUACCAAAAUGCAGAUUAAGAAAACUAAUAGCUUUAUUAUUUUUUGCAUAUUUAGCCAUAUGGGCUUUUUGUUCAUUAGUAUAAUGCUGUCAGUCACUGCUAUAUCUGUAAAAAAAAAAAGAAAAAAGAACAAUACCUAGGAUUUUAAGAUUUCUGUGACGUAUCAUUGGGGAACUGUUUUCAGGCUUUUACAGAACUCAGUGACUUCUUAUUCUCCUUAUAGGAGCGUACAGUUUAUUUUAAUACAUGCGCAUCAAUUAUUUUCUACACAGAAAUUUUUGUAUAACCAUUAUUUAGAUGAAAUGCAGCUUGAAAAUAUAAACUCAUGUUUACAUAUAAAAUUAUAAUUAAUAAACACACAGUGUUAAACAGUGUUCCUAAUUCCAUUCCGCAGAAACAUCCAUUAGGUGAUAUCAAUACCAGAAGUGGAAUAAUAUGUGGAUUUAUGUCUAGCCUUGUAUAUAAAGAAAAUCUGAAAUGGAUGCACCCUAAAGAAUGAAGUUAGGAUUCACCAGCUUGAAAUGCAUUAUCCAUUUGCACAUCCAGAGAGACUGUUUGAUACAAUCAGAUACCAAUAAUUGGUGCAAUACUCAGGAUAACGCAAGUUGUGUUAAAGUUUCCAUACAACCAGCAAUUAAAAAUAAAAUCUUUAACCAAA
Messenger RNA from Bombina bombina (fire-bellied toad), 3043 nucleotides. It is a transcript of the gene RXFP2, whose product is annotated as relaxin family peptide receptor 2. The record is from RefSeq and is a predicted model, not a curated record. Lineage: Eukaryota; Metazoa; Chordata; Amphibia; Anura; Bombinatoridae. Bases 1 to 2151 code for a protein of 716 amino acids. Gene Ontology annotation, molecular function: G protein-coupled receptor activity; protein binding. The transcript has 17 exons. Gene Ontology annotation, cellular component: membrane. Gene Ontology annotation, biological process: G protein-coupled receptor signaling pathway.